Molecule: messenger RNA, 4158 nt
Organism: Vanessa tameamea
Lineage: Eukaryota; Metazoa; Arthropoda; Insecta; Lepidoptera; Nymphalidae
Gene: lasp
Product: LIM and SH3 domain protein Lasp
Exons: 8
Coding region: 179-1291 (370 amino acids)
Cellular component (GO): focal adhesion
Molecular function (GO): actin filament binding
Source: RefSeq, a predicted model, not a curated record
UGACCGCCGCCAUUUGUCAUUUUUUUGGCAUGCGCGUUCGAGGAUGCUACGAAAAUCGUGCUCGUGAGUGUUUUUAUGAAUUCAAGUGAAUUUUGAACUUUGUUUGUGUAACGUGAAAGUUGUGUCUGUUAAAUAUUAUCCAUAUUUCUUUAGUGAUUGUGAUUUUUAAUUUGUCACGAUGAAUAAAACUUGUGCAAGGUGCGAAAAAACAGUUUAUCCAACGGAGGAAUUGAAAUGUUUAGACAAGGUCUGGCACAAAGGUUGUUUCAAAUGCCAAGAAUGCGGGAUGACACUCAACAUGAGGACGUACAAGGGCUACGGAAAGCUGCCGUACUGCGAAGCACACGUGCCAAAGGCGAAGCACACGACGAUGGCAGAAACGCCGGAACUAAAGCGGAUAGCUGAGAACACAAAAUUACAGAGCAACGUCAAAUACCACGCUGACUUCGAGAAGAGUAAGGGGAAGUUCACACAGGUAGCCGAUGAUCCAGAAACCCUCAGGAUCAAGGCCAACACAAAAAUAAUAAGCAAUGUCGCGUACCACGGGGAUUUGGAGAAAAAGGCACAGAUGGAGAAACAGAGGCAGAUAAACGAGAACGGAGAAAUCGUUGACGUAGCCACCAACGAUAACUACCACCAACAAAUCGAAAAUUACGCCACUGAAAUGCUACCUCCGAACUUACCACCGCCGAAUCUGCCACCGAAGAACCACUACCAGACACCCGUAGCGCAGUCUCAUCGUCAGUACCAACCGGAGUAUCGCCAAGACGAAUAUUAUUCGCAACCAAAAUACGAGAACUACCCGCAAAAUGCAAAUCAGUAUCACGGUAACCAGAAUUACGGUAACCAGAAGAUCGGUAGGAUUCAAGAUUAUGAUCCUCUGAGUGAUGGUCCGAGACAGCCUCCGAACACGCAGAGGGCGUCCGCUACUUUGAUUUAUAACAGUUCCAACGAAGGGAAGCGAGGUGCACAUCAAGUCCUGCAGCAGCAACAGCAACAGCAGCAACAGCAGAGCAGCCGAAACAUCGGCCGCGUCACCGACCUCGACCCACUUGCAAACGAACAGCAGAACCAUCGCGCUUCCAACCACCACAAUCAGAGAGUUUACAUUGCCAUGUACGACUAUGAAGCGAACGAUAGUGAUGAAGUAUCAUUCCGCGAAGGCGACUACAUAUCGAACGUGACCUCCAUCGAUGAGGGCUGGAUGACGGGGCAGGUCCUCCGCACCGGUCGCACGGGCAUGCUGCCCGCCAACUACGUAGAGCUCGCCACCGACGCCCGUCCGCGCUGAGACACGACCCAACACAUACAGCCACACGAGUCAUUCAAGAUACACCACACAAGUUACAAGACACACACAAGAUACAAGUCACUAUAUUUCAUAUAAAAUAUACAAUGACAGAAAAUACUCUAUAGUCUAUUCCGAUGGCAGGGGGAGUGAAAAUAAACAAACAAAUUUGACCUUGAAUUGACAUGAUGUCAUUGGUCGAGAUCUAAUAUGAUCUAUGAUAUUCUCUAUGGAUCCGUAAACUGUUUGUAUUGCAUAAUAUAGAAGAUUAUUAACGUAAUCGCAUGUAAUAUUUAAUUCUAAAGUUUGUUUAUCCUUACUCGUCCUACCGUUGGAAUAAAUUAAACACAUGGGAUACGCUGACAUACGCCAUUAAUACUAAUAAAAUAAACCUAUAUUAAAAUGCCACUAACACCAUUGAUAGACAAUAAACCGCUAUAGAAUAGUAUGUUACGAAAUAUAUAAUAUUUAUUUAUAUAUUAUGCCACUGUCGUAUUCGACAUUCGCCACAUAAUCAUACAUACUUAUUAUAUAUAUUAUAUAAAAUUUGUAACUUAUACAAGAAAUACGCUUUUUAAAUAUUGAAAAUUAUGUCAUUUUUGGCGCCUAAUUUUUCUUGAAUUAUUACUCGAUAAUAAUUUUUAAAUAUAUGAUUAAGAAGGCGCCAGAAGUUUCCGUUUUUAAAAUAAAUUCCAUUGUACUGUACGUUCCAAAACAGCUCGUAUUUGUAAAUUAAAUUCAUUAAUUUAUGCGUAUACAGUUAAUGUUAUAUGUCCAAUAUUAAUAAUUGCAUUUUUAAAUCAUUCCAAAAAAAUAAUAAAAAAAUAUUUGUAUUUUAUUUUAUGGCAACAUUUUGAGAGAUUAUUUUAUGUUUAAUUGGCUACUUAAUAAAUUAUUUUAAACUAUUUGUACUGCAAAAUGUUUUUUCUAGUUAUAAAAAAAAUGUAUAUUUCUGGGAUUUUUUUUUGCAUAAAUCCCAAAAAUAUGUAUGAUAAAGCCUUCGAACAAUAUUUUACGAUAUUUUUUGUACCUGGUCACACAGCAGGUCGCAAUAUAUUUUACACAUUGUAAAUAAUUUUACAUUUAAAUAUAAACUUUAUGGUGUUAUACCAUAUUUUUAUAUAUAUUUUUGUAGAAAUAAAUUUUUAUAAUUACAUCUUUUAAUAUUUCUAAAAAUGCGAUCAAUGCAUAAUAAAUAUUUUAGGCACACAUUUUUUAUUCACAUUCCGUUUUUACCGAGGAACUUAGGUCUUAUUAUCUUUUUUUUUUAUUAAUCUACAGCUCAAUAUACUCGGUUUCUUUUCUAAUCUGUUUUAAUUGUUUUUGGCGCCAAUUUUUAAUCGAAACGUCAAUUUAUCUUAUGAUGUUUAUUUUAAAUUAUUGCAAAAUAAUAUUAUGAAUGGUUAAAAAAAAUUAAAAUAGGGCGUAAGUUCUCGAGCAUUAAAGUUAUCAUAUCGUUACAGCCAUAGAACAAAUCCGGUUCUGUAAUUUUUUUUUUUUAAUAUCCUGUAAUAAAAUAUCGAACAGCCUGUAAUUGGACCAAGGCCUCCUUCAUGUUUAAUUAAAUAAGCUAAUACCACCACUCCGCUCCAAUGAUGUUUGGUGGAUUAUUUAAAUAGAUAGUUUAUAUUUAAUUUCUCGAAACCAUUUAAUUUUUUAUUACACUAUGAAAAGUGUGAUUUUCUGUUUAACUCGGAUAAAAUAACCGUUUGAAAAAGUUUAUUAUAAAGGAAUUGGUUUGUAGUACCUUUUUAUUAUUAAAUUCUAUAAAAUAAAAUUAAUAAAAGUUUAAUUUAACGCACAGCAUAUUAAACAGCGUGUUAUUUCAUAAUUAUAAUUAAUUUAUAAACAAAUGAUAAGUCAUUACAAAACUGUUAUUGUUCUACGUUUGUAAUGAUAUAUUGUCCUUUUAUAUUAAAGCUUGUUUUAAUAACAUAUUAGUGUUGAUUAUAUUGUACAUGAUGUCUAAACUAAAAUAAUUUGAUAGGACUGAACGAAAUAUUCUACUCUUAAAAUAAGAAAUCUACAUAAAUAGGCAAAGUUCAAACAUUGCCUAUUAUUUUUUUUUUUUAAUUUGGUAAAUCUUGACAACCUUUAGAGGUAACACAUAAAAAAAAAAGAAACAGCAGUAAAUAAAGAUUUGUUCGACAAAUGAUUUCCUAAAAUAUUUGAUGAUUUGAAAUCGAUUUUUGAGCGGACACUAGUAAAACUUAUAUUUAACUUUAAAAUCAAUGUCUUUGUAAAUGCUCUUCUGUAAUGUUUCAACGUCUCUCGCGUUACUCAGUACAUAAACUGGUUAUUUAUUGUUACUAACAUUGAGACUGGCGGAAUUAUUGUAUUUUAAAAGCAUGCAAUAGCAAUAUAGCUCGGUCACAGUUGUGUUGCCUGAUUUUAGUCCUGUUAAAUAUUUAGAUGUUAUGUACGUCUGAAUCGGACUUUGAAACUUAUUGUUAAUUACAAGUGUUGCACGGUUAGAUUAGACACUUUCUAUUUAUUAUUUUAUUUACUUAAGACUACUCUGCCCUAUUGAUUGUUAAAUCUCAUUUUAUAAGCCACUUUGUAGGGGCAGUGUUUUGUCUCAGUAUAUAAUUUGUUAUAAUUGUAAGCAUUUUUAAUACAUCACAAUUGAACGGCUUAAGAGCGAGAUUAUCAAAUUGUAUAUUUAUUUUUAAAAUUAAAGUUUUGUUCAUUUUGUAAUAUUUUUUUUUUGUUGUAAUUACUAUACUGUACGUUCGUAUUUUGAAAUUCUUGCAUUUUCGCUCUUCAAUACCACAAGUUACGAGAUCUUAUGAAUGGUAACAGUAUUAUAUACCGAUCCGAUGUUACAGUGCCUUUGCCUAAUAUUUAAUAAAAUUUAAGCAAUAAAAAAA